Molecule: messenger RNA, 333 nt
Organism: Histoplasma capsulatum G186AR
Lineage: Eukaryota; Fungi; Ascomycota; Eurotiomycetes; Onygenales; Ajellomycetaceae
Exons: 2
Coding region: 1-333 (110 amino acids)
Source: RefSeq, a predicted model, not a curated record
AUGUCGAUCCCGUUGCGCUACUACGAGAAGAGUCUAUUCGGAGGUUGUGGGGUUGGUUUUUUGAGAGUAGCACAGGUGGCACCUGAGAGCACAGGUUUCCGAAAGAGAAGAACUUUUAAAGGCAUGUUGCUCAAACAAGAGGGUAGUAAUGGGCUUAUUUGCUGGGUUUUGGAGAUUCCACCAUGCUCCGUUGUCCAACGGAGAUUGUUAGGCUGGCGCUCGAGUUUAUUUCAAGGCCAUCGGGACUGGAGAGAAUCAGUUGAUUUCAAAAAUGCCAAGGGCCUUGCCUGCAUAUUUAUUGAUGAUGAGACGGAGGAUGCAGAUUUACGCUAG